AUUCACUAUAUCUGGUCUGCCGCAGUACACAGAACUUGGAAAUUAUUUUCGUAGAUAUAAACUGCUAAAUACCUUUUCUCCUUUAUCAGUGUUCAGCAGAGCACUGGUUAAAGCUUGUAGGAGGAGUUUUUCUUUCUGCUCUAGGAGGAUGCAAAACCCCUGAUCUCUGUCUGGACAGCGCUGAAUGGCCAUGUGCUCAUCACAUGUACUCUCCCCAAAAAAAAAAAACUUUUUUACAAUACACACUAAACUGAGCAUGUGCAGAGUGUCUCCACACGUAAUGUUUUAUCAGGAGAUAAGAGGGGGACACUGGAAGAAGGGGAGGAUCAGAGAAGUCAGGAUCAAACAGUGUUUUUACACAAUGUGGAGGAUUAACCCCUUAGAAUCCACAGUGAGUAUAACAAGCAUGCAUUACUGUAUAUACAGACUGAUUUUACUGUUGUGGGUAUAG
Molecule: messenger RNA, 451 nt
Organism: Staurois parvus
Lineage: Eukaryota; Metazoa; Chordata; Amphibia; Anura; Ranidae
Source: the annotation of a GenBank genome assembly